Molecule: messenger RNA, 2594 nt
Organism: Gadus chalcogrammus (walleye pollock)
Lineage: Eukaryota; Metazoa; Chordata; Actinopteri; Gadiformes; Gadidae
Product: E3 ubiquitin-protein ligase TRIM39-like
Exons: 2
Coding region: 128-1783 (551 amino acids)
Molecular function (GO): zinc ion binding; protein binding
Source: RefSeq, a predicted model, not a curated record
UUGAGGAAACGAAACUUAAGGUUCAUAGAAACCAAAGUCAUUCGACGGGAAGCAGUUCUCUCUUUCAGGAGGAAAAUAAAACACAUUUUGGAACAAAUAGUCUGACAGACAGAAACAACAACAAGGAAUGGCCUCUGCUACUUCCUGGUCUGAAGAGAACUUUUCAUGUCCCAUCUGUCUGGAUGUUUUCAGCAGCCCAGUUACCACACCAUGUGGACACAACUUCUGCAGAGCCUGUGUUACAAAGUUCUGGGAUGAACAAGUCCAGUACAAAUGUCCUGUUUGCAACGAGGUUUUCCGCACUAGACCUGAUGUACGGGUCAAUACCUUCAUAUCAGAGGUGACUGCUCAGUUUAAAACGUCUGUACGAGUAAAAGAGCAGCCUUGUGUUGAACCAGGAGAAGUUCCAUGUGACGUCUGUAUUGGGACCCAGCUGAAGGCCGUCAAGUCCUGCCUAGAGUGUUUUACCUCUUACUGCCACACCCACCUGGAGCGACAUCAGAGAGUCAGAGGCCUGAAGAAACAUCAGCUGGUCGAGCCAAUGGAUCGUCUGGAAGAAAGGAUGUGUAAGAAACAUGGACGACUUCUGGAGCUCUUCUGCAGGACUGAACAGGAGUGUGUGUGUCAGUUCUGCACAGAGGGUGACCACAGGUCCCAUCCUGUUGUACCUCUAAAGGAGGAAUAUGAAGUGAAGAUGGCCCAGCUGGCAAAGAUAGAGGAGAUGAUCCAGGAGAGAAAGCUAAAGAUUAAGGAGAUCAACGACACAGUAGAAUUGAUCAAGAAAGACGCAGACGGAGAGCUAGCCGGUGGUUUGCAGGCCCUCACCGCUCUUAUGCGCUGCAUUGAAAAGUGGCAGGACGAUUUCGACCAAAUGGUUAAAAAUAAUCUGAAAUCCACAGAGAAACAAGCAGAAGACCUCAUCAGAGAGCUGGAGCAGGAAAUCGAGGAUCUGACCAAUAGAAGCGCAGAGGUGAAGCCGCUCUCACAGACUAAAGACCACCUCCACUUCCUCCAGGCCUUCAGAUCCCUGAAAGAUCCUCCAACCACCAGGGACUGUAAGUAUGUGGCGGUCCGUCCUGCGUACGUAGAGACCUUGAGGAGCUCUCUGGAUCGGCUGGAGGAGACACUGAACAUGGAGAUAAGGAAGCUGUGGGGUCCUGCUGAGCUGAAGAGGGUCCAGCAGUAUGAAAAAGAUGUGACUCUGGAUCCUGAUACAGCUCAUCCCCGGCUCACCGUGUCUGGGGAUGGGAAACAAGUACAUGAUGGUGGUGUAGAGAAGACACUCCGAGAAAUCCCUAAGAGAUUUUCAUGUUAUCCACUUGUUCUCUCGAGGCAGGGCUUCAACUCAGGCAGUGUUUACUUUGAGGUCCAGGUUAGAGGCAAGUAUUCAUGGCGUAUAGGAGUGGCCGGAGAGUAUAUGGAAAGAAAAAUAAAGACGAUGUUCCCCAUCCCAUUCACCCCUAAUAAUAGCUUCUGGGUGAUAUCAUUACACAAGAGUACGUUUGUAUUUAAUGGUGACCCUGAUGUCCGUCUCCCUCUGAGAGACGAUCUCCCGAAGGUGGGGGUGUUUGUUGAUUUUAAUAAGCGUUUGGUCUCCUUCUAUGAUGUGAAAGCAAGGGUUAUUAUCUACUCUGCUACUGGCUGCACCUUUAGGGGGCGUCUCUAUCCACUCCUCUGUCCAGGUUCACUUGGACAGACUGGUGGAAACUCUCGCUCCCUGAUCCUCUCACCUGUCAAUCAAAUCCAAAUGAACAAACAAGAAUUAAUGAUAUUUCCUGAAUAAUGUGCUAUGUUAGACCUGAAAGAACUGCAUAAAUGUUGUAUACGGUUGUUAUUUACCAAGGAUGGAAAUAUCUAUGUAAAAUAUAGCCCAUUGUAAAUUAUUAUAUUCCUCUACUUCAAUGUGUGUUUUAUUUUAAUUUUACAACAUGAAUUGUUUGUUAUGUAGAACAACUUUGGAGGAUAUCGUUUACAUUGAUCUUUACAUUACUAUAAGUUGUAUAGUUGAUAUAUUUCGGAGUCAUGAAUAAAUACCCAAUUAAAUCUUUCAUCACUUUUCUGAAUUCAAUAAAAAAUAAAUCAAUAGAUUCAUCAAAAUAUGAAAAGUAUCGUGACUUAUACAGCUCUUGGGGAGUGGGGGGAAGAAAUCAUCAUGGUCCCACUUUCUUGUGGAUUAAUGCAUCAAUAUUUGAUUGCAGGAUCUAUUCUCAUUAGAUUAUUCAUGGGGAUCUGGCAACCCAGUCUCACGGAAAUACGUGACACUGUCACGUCACGUCAUUUAAUCUAUUCCUUCGUGAUCUGGGACACGUAAUGUAAAUUUUUUCGUGCCAAAAGCACAAAUUUCAAACUCAUUCUAAAAAGAAGAGAUGAAGCACCUUUUUUUCUGUCGCGGUUUGCCUACAGAGCAGCGCACCUGCAUUAAAUAUAUCCGUGAAUUGUCACAAUUUCUCAGAAUCGAAGGUGAAAGUAGAAACGGGUGGCCAAAAGCUGUCAUACUGUUAGAAAUCUGUGCUUUUUGACCCGAAAAUUGAAAUUACGUGUCCCAGAUCACGAAUGAAUAGAUGAAAUGACGUGACAGCGUCACGUAUUUCCGU